Psammomys obesus (fat sand rat) is the source of this 3677-nucleotide messenger RNA. RefSeq names its product NudC domain containing 3 (gene Nudcd3). The transcript has 6 exons. Gene Ontology annotation, cellular component: cytoplasm. Gene Ontology annotation, biological process: protein folding. NCBI's taxonomy places the organism in Eukaryota, Metazoa, Chordata, Mammalia, Rodentia, Muridae. The coding region runs from base 235 to 1323 and encodes 362 amino acids. The record is from RefSeq and is a predicted model, not a curated record.
CGUGUAGGAACCCUACUGAGUGCACACCAGCCUCCUUUAGGCAGGUAUCACGGCGGAGGAGAUACAGCAGUGCAUCAAGGAGGACAAUCAGUUAACACCAGUAGUAACAAGCGCGGACCGGAAGUUCUGCGUCCUCGCUGUCCGGGGGAGCCGUUAGGCACGCACGCCGGAAGUGGCCAAUAGGCCGGUGUGAGGCGGUGCCCACUGUGUUCGCGUCCCUCGGGCAGCAGAGCCAUGGAGCCCGGGGCUGCUGAGCUUUACGACCAGGCCCUUCUGGGCAUCCUGCAGCACGUGGGCAAUGUCCAGGACUUUCUGCGCGUGCUCUUCGGCUUUCUUUACCGCAAGACCGACUUCUAUCGCCUGCUGCGCCACCCUUCGGACCGCAUGGGCUUCCCUCCCGGGGCCGCGCAGGCCCUAGUGUUGCAGGUCUUUAAAACCUUUGAUCACAUGGCUCGACAGGAUGAUGAGAAAAGGAAGAAAGAACUUGAAGAGAAAAUCAGAAAAAAGGAAGAAGAGGCCAAAGCUGUGGUAGCUGAUACAGCUGAGAAAGAAGCCGUGCCAGUCCCAGUGCAGGAGGUAGAGAUUGAUGCUACUGCAGAGUUGAGUGGACCUCAGGAAGUAGAAAAGGUGGAGCCCCCAGGCCCCCAGGGCUCCGAGCACAAGGUCUGUGGCUUGGUGAAGGCAGAAGCUCCAGAAGCAGUUAGCACUGCUGCUGAAGGCCCUAAGGAACCCCCUGUGCUCCCCAGGAUUCAGGAGCAAUUCCAGAAAAAUCCCGACAGUUACAAUGGUGCCAUCCGUGAGAAUUAUACCUGGUCUCAAGACUACACUGACCUGGAGGUCAGGGUGCCAGUGCCCAAGCAUGUAGUGAAGGGGAAGCAGGUCUCUGUGGCCCUUAGCAGUGGCUCCAUCCGAGUGGCCAUGUUGGAAGAAAAUGGAGAGCGAGUCCUCAUGGAAGGGAAGCUCACCCACAAGAUCAACACUGAGAGUUCCCUCUGGAGCCUUGAGCCGGGCAGGUGUGUUCUGGUGAAUCUGAGCAAGGUUGGCGAGUACUGGUGGAGUGCGAUCCUGGAGGGAGAAGAGCCCAUCGACAUUGACAAGAUCAACAAAGAGCGCUCCAUGGCCACCGUGGAUGAGGAAGAGCAGGCAGUCCUGGACAGACUCACCUUUGACUACCACCAGAAACUGCAGGGCAAGCCCCAGAGCCAUGAGCUGAAAGUCCAUGAGAUGCUGAAGAAGGGGUGGGAUGCUGAAGGCUCUCCCUUCCGAGGCCAGCGAUUCGACCCAGCCAUGUUCAACAUCUCCCCAGGGGCUGUGCAGUUUUAAUGUGACCGGAAGUAAAAGGAAACCCUCACCAUUGGGGAGGUGGAGACCUUGUCCCCCUUACUCCCUGCAUGCCAGGGACUCACUCCUCCUCAUCAAUCCUAGCUGUUUUUUCUUUCAUGAUGAAGCAGGCCUUCCACACUGACCUUCCACCUUCAGAUUAUUCUAGAGAAGGUGCAGGGCCAGCUGUUGCCUGGCAUUCUCUGUGGCCAGCACUAAAUGAAGGUGUUUGAAAUGCAGGAGGGACAUGUCCCAGCAAACUGGGAGCACACAUUCUGUCUCCGCAGCAACCAGCCACUGCAGGCAGCAUUUCCUUCCUCCCCUGUUCUUUCUGCUUGCUGUUGUUUUGACGCUAUUCUGCUUGCUUGUCUUCUGGUUGGGGAUAAGGAGUGGCUGGGCUCAGAAAAAGCUAAGUUGAACCGGGUGGAGCCAGGUACCUGCAUGAGGGCGAACGGGCCAUGGCUGUGGAGCUGCUUCUGGGACUGUUAUGGGACCCCCUUACUUGUUGGCCUCUUUCUCUCUCUCUCUCUCUCUCUCUCUCUCUCUCUCUCUCUCUUUCUCCAUGUACAUGUGUGUGUGUGCACGCGCGCAUGUGUGUAUGCACGCAUAUGUCUUGCUCAUCUCUUUGUGAAUACACUUGGCCUGCCUCAGUAUUAUGGGCAGAACAGCAGAAACUGGGGUCUGUUUGCCUGUUUGAGAUGUUGGGGAAAAGUUUGAGGUUCUGGCCCGGGUGUGGCAAGGAUCCUGUCUGCCCUCUGACUUCAGCUGCUUUGCUUUGGUUCUUGUUGAAGUGAACUGAGCCUAGCCACCACUCCUUGCACCCACAAGACCUCCUCUUCAGGUGUGCUGCACUGAAGCCUGGGUACCUUCAGGAAGAGAUCACAGCAUGUUGGUAGUUCAUUGGUACAUUGCGUCAAGCAUACUUCCUAAGCAGCUUUGACCUUGAAGGAUGCCUCAGGAAGAAAAUAUUAUCCACCAACUUGAAGACAACUACAGUUGAGUCCAAGAAAUUGAAGAUUCCCCUAAGUCAACCACCAAACUGCUCCCUGGAGCUCAGAGCCUGUGUGGCCCCUGAUUACCUCCAGUCAGGGUGUGAAGACCUGACCAAGGGACAGGGACCCAGGUGUCCCAACCCUUACACAGGGCCUUCUCUAUGCCUGUUGCUGCCUGGCAUCUCUAUUUGCCUGGCUCCCAAUCUUGGUGUGUGUGCAUCACACCACAGAUUUCAGUACUCUGGUAACCAACCAUGCAACCAGCAAGAAUUAAGACCCUUUGAAGCCAAGGCAGCCUGCUCUCUGGAAAUAUCCCUGCACUGAGUGCCAGUUACACAUGCUUUGGAGGAGCCAUUGUAAGAGCAAGUUGUAGGACUACUUAUUUUAAGAAGCUUUCCAUCAACUGUGUAGACAGGAGCUGCUUCAUUGUAGUCACUUGAGGGAUUUCUGAUUUACUUCUUAAAAGUCCAUAUUGGGAGUUAAUCUGUGGGCCUAGAUAGACCACUGUGGUGGUCAAAGGAGAGCAGUGGACCCCAAAUGCCCACUCUGGAGUGUGACCUUGUGAUUGGACAUUCGUCACCACGUUUAUAAAUUCUCCCUAAAGAGGCCACCCUCGGCGUGCAGAAUCUGUCACGUUCAGAGGAUCCCCAGGACACUUUGCUAUUUGUUUCUGAAGUUUCCAUCAAGGUCCUAGGCUUUGCACAUCCCUAUCCCAUGCAAGCUGACCCACCUAAUGAAGGAAGUCUCAUGCGGUGUUUGUGUCUCCAGUCUUCUCUGUGGUCCUAGUUGGCUUCCUCUCAGCCCUCUUCCUGUGGGUAGUCUUCCAGAAGGAAUAACGAAGUGGGAGAGCCCUGCAUCUUCUUUGGGACAAUGUUUCUGUGGCAACUUGUCUUCCUUUGGCAUGGUUUUAUUUUUUGUGUUGCAUUUUUUUCCUUUGUCCCUGCCUUGUUUCAGCAAACAAGCCUGUGCAGAAAAAGCAGCCUGGGGGAUAGUUUUGGGUGUGGGCCAUGUGGCAGGAACCUGAGCUCUCUGACUGAUCCCUGUGGUUUGUUGUGCUUGGUGUGGUGGUGGCUACUGUACCUACAUGUCUUCAUCACAGUGGGGCUCAAUCCCAGCCAGUCAAGUAGAUAGUUCUUUGCCCUGACGCACUGCCCUGGCUCGCCCAGCCUCUGAAGUUGGCACAUUGCCUGUUUUCUCUUUUUAGACACGACAGCCACAGUUGGGUCUCUAAGUCCCACCAGCUGAGGUCUGAGGAAGGCAGGGUGACUGCGUCCCCUUUGUCCAAAGACCCAGAGAGUGGGUGUCCAGCCUGCAAAGCUGCUCUGGCUCCUCGGUGUUGGUUUGCAAUAAAUCUGUAUUUAAGCA